This is a messenger RNA of Amoebophrya sp. A120, 1790 nucleotides long. NCBI's taxonomy places the organism in Eukaryota, Dinophyceae, Syndiniales, Amoebophryaceae. The record is from the annotation of a GenBank genome assembly.
CCUGCGUCAUGCUGAUUGAGUCGGUUUUUCUGUGCCAUCUUGAUCCUUGCAGUUUGUUCGGUUUGCCGAUAUCAGUGCCCCAGACGGCCACGUGAGUAUCGGUUCUCGCGAAUUGCAAGCGCGAUCGGUUUUGGUGGUAAGGAUUUAUGAUGAAUGUUUUGAACUACACCCAAAUUCGGGGGUCUACGGAACCGAAUCCUCUAAAGUCUUCUCCAUAUCAUUUCUACCAAAAGUUCAUACAUGAUACCUACAGGUCGAAGUCUGCUUACUCCUGCAGGACUAAGAUUUGACAAUCGCAGCUCCCGUUAGCUGCAUGUGUAGUAGACAUCUAGGACCAACCUUUUCCUAUUGCGCUAAAUUUUUUCCACCGGUACCUAGAGAUUUUUCUAUCGCAUAAACAGACUCGGUAGUACGGCGAUAACUCUAACUGUUUGAUUUCCGCACAAAUUUUUCAGUACCAAACCGCAUUGAAAAUCAUGAUCAUCAAAGAAGUGGAGAAGAAGCUCCGCAACCUGGCGGCCUCCGCUGCGGAGCAGCUCCUGGUCGGCAGCCAAGAUGUUGUGGCCCAAGAGCACCAGCAGCAGACGCUCGCCGUUAUUGGAAGCGGCGGGAAUACAGCGUUGAUGGCAUCUUCUUCCCCCACUUCGGACCAAGGAAUUUCAACAAACUUGUUUUCCAGCGGCCAGUUCCUGCACGAGCAUAGUUCUUCCGGCCAACAACAACAUGCAGGCUCCUUUAUCGAGUUCCAGGCGGGUGGGGGUGGUACUUUUACCUCGGCAGGAGCUGUGGGGCCGGUGCUUCCGGAUCCCAUGAACACCCUCAAUGUGGGCGACGUGGCGCAGCCGAUGGUCUACCACUGGAAUUCCGGCUACAACGUGUGGCGCAAUACCUGGUGGCAGUGGCUCUUCAUGGUGGUGCACAUCGUUUUUCUGCUCGUCGUCUUCAGUAUUUGGAUGUGCCUGAUUAACCGGUUCGGCGGCUGCGGGUGCGGGAAAAUCACGAAAAAACGGCACGAAGACAUGGACGUUUGGGAGCAGGAGGAGGAGGACAACCGGAGGGAUUUCCGGGUUUCGCAGAUGGAAGACAAACCGGAGAUGUUCGUGGACCAGUUCGGCGAGUCGCACUUUGUCCGGAAUUCGAAUUACAUCCACGACGAAGGACACCCGUACUCGAAUGAGUUUUUACAAUCGGAGGACAUGACGGGGACCUCCGCCUACCAGCGGCAAAUGACCGGUGUGCACUCGAGGCGACCUCCUGUGGUCAACAUGCCGGUCAGGAAAGUGAAGGCGGAAGAAGCCGGGGAAAUCGAAAUUGAGGCGAUCACGCCGCUGGCGUUUGGCGGGGGCAGCGGCGGGGGGGAUGCUGACCACGGUGCCGCGGGUCCUAACAGCACGCCGGGAAGUUCCUCUCUGAAGCAGCGCAGAAACGGCAAGCAGUCCUCUUCUGUUGGGAUAUCAAAUGCAAAAGUGUCUGGGUCCGGAAUGUUGCAACUUGUGAUGCUGUUUUUGGAUUCCAAAAAAAAUCUGUAUUGCAUGACCAGCAAGGUCCAGUUUGUGCUACGCGGGGACGGUAUCUCUCAUGCGGAAUAGGCAUCAGGAAGCCCUCUAAAAAUCUGUGAUGCUACGGCAUGCAUUACAGACAUCAUGGGUCACGCAAAAUAUGCAUGACAAAAGUGGCGACCUUCCAGACCCAGACAUAUUUGCAUUUGAUAUGGAAGCCAGGACAAUGACGCGGAGUCGCAGCGGUUGCUGGGGGAUGAGUAUGAGUAAGACCGUACUUACUCCUCUUUU